Messenger RNA from Formica exsecta, 1543 nucleotides. RefSeq lists its product as uncharacterized. Gene Ontology annotation, cellular component: plasma membrane. Bases 185 to 1543 code for a protein of 452 amino acids. Gene Ontology annotation, biological process: sensory perception of smell; detection of chemical stimulus involved in sensory perception of smell. The record is from RefSeq and is a predicted model, not a curated record. Gene Ontology annotation, molecular function: odorant binding; olfactory receptor activity. The transcript has 8 exons. NCBI's taxonomy places the organism in Eukaryota, Metazoa, Arthropoda, Insecta, Hymenoptera, Formicidae.
GUCAAGAAUAGCUCUCACCCAUAAAUAAUUUUUGCUUAUUUACAUAAAAAAUAGACAAUUCAAUUUUUCUCGACAUUCAAUCGAUUGGUUAUUAACAGACCUCACUUUCUUUCAAAUGAUGUGAAAUUAUAGUAUGUUUAUGAUCUUACAAUAGCUUUUGUAUGUGUGUGUAUGUGUGUUUGUGAUGUCGUUUUGCAUUACACUAAAUUACAGUAAUAGAGCUAAAAUUCACGCUACAAGAGAGAGAAUAUUCAGACGAUCAAUAAAAAAGGAGGGGAUAAGCGUAUACUCUCGCCGACUUUUUCGCAGUCAUUUGUGCUCCGGACAUCGUAAAGAGAUGAUCUCUCUCGAGACUCAGCAGUUUAAACUCAAUAGAUUUCUAUUACUCAUUAUUGGCUUAUGGCCUUUGCAACAAUCGAACCUAACUCGAUUUCAGUUUAUUUUCUUGUCUAGUGUUCUGAUGAUGAGUAUUAUAUUUCAGUUUACAACAUUCGUUACAUCAAGAUGUACGCCGGAUUUUGUUAUUAAGAUUCUGUCUUCCAUAUGUUUUUUUAGUAUUUUUGCGAUAAAAUGCAACUUAUUUUAUCUCAACAUCAAAGCUGUGAAGAAUUUAUUGAUGAAACUUCAGAAUGUCUGUAACGAAUUAAAAGAUAAAAAUGAAAUUGCUAUUAUGAAAAAAUAUAGUUGCAACGCAAAACGUUACACAACUGCAUUAACAAUAUUAGGCGUUUGCAGCGUAUCCGUUAGUAUAGUCGCUAUAUUUUGGUCGAAUAUUUGCUUUAUUAUAUUAUCGAUAAACGUAACUCAAUUACGUCAUCUGCCGAUUACGGUGGAAUACUUUAUCGAUCAAGAAAAGCACUUCUAUUUGAUUCUGAUUCAUAUCAGUGUAGCGGUAAGCAUCGGAAUAACUACAAUGGUAGCAAUAGGAGCAAUGCUUAUUGCGUAUUUUCAACAUACCUGUGGUAUGUUUAAAAUUUCCAGUCAUCGUAUUAAACGUGCAAUACCUAUUAAUAUACUAGAAAAUAUUGAAUCAAAAAAAUUGAAUUUGAUACUGAAAGGAAUAAUUAGCGCUGUAAAUAUUCAUCGGCAAGCUAUGAAAUUAUCCGAACUUAUGGCAUCCAAAAUUGAGAAAAUGUUGUUCUCUUUAAUAAUAGUCGGGGUGGUCUCUUUGAGUUUUAAUCUCUUUCGAAUUUUUCAGAUCGCAUCAUACGGAGAUGAUGUCAAGGGAAUUUUAUUUCCUCUUAUAUUUGUAACUUUUUGUAUCUUAUACAUGUUUAUAGCCAAUUAUGUUGCGCAGGAUUUAACAGAUCACAAUAAUGACUUCUUUGCUACCGUGUAUGACGUUCAGUGGCACGAAGCUCCGUUACAUAUACAAAAACUGAUAUUAUUUCUACUGCAAAAAGGAACCAAAGAAUUUACUGUAAGUAUCGGUGGACUAUUUGUCGGAUCGUUGAAGUGUUUUGUCACGGUAAAUAUAAUAAAUAUAUUAUCAAUAUAUACAUAUACGAGACAACAUAUUACAAAUAAAUGUUACAGCUUGUGA